Molecule: messenger RNA, 1711 nt
Organism: Phalaenopsis equestris
Lineage: Eukaryota; Viridiplantae; Streptophyta; Magnoliopsida; Asparagales; Orchidaceae
Product: L10-interacting MYB domain-containing protein-like
Exons: 3
Coding region: 1310-1711 (133 amino acids)
Source: RefSeq, a predicted model, not a curated record
UUUGUUGAAAAAAGAAUGAAGUGUAAAAAUAAUGUAAUGUAUUUGAAAUAUUUUGAACUUUGUAUAAUGCAGCUGAACCUUGACAUUGAAAUUUCUUUAUUUUUCAUUCUCUGGUUUGAUGGAGCCGGGCUUUUGAACUUGAUUUCCUGUUUUGGUUGGGUUUGCUGAAGCUGAACCUACAGGAAUCCAUGUUGAUGGUCAAUUUGAACUUCAUUUCCUUUUUUGCUUGAUUUCCUGUUUUGCUUGGGUAUGCACCUGCUGAUGGAAGAUUCUCGUUUCGGAUUUAAAUAUAUUUGUUUGAACGCAUUGAUGUGGUUUGUCUUAAAUGGAUUUUCUGGAUUUAGAUUUUUUGUUUUGGUUUGGAUUUUCUGGAUUUUGUUUGAACACAACAACGUGGUUUGGCUAGUUUCUUGAACACAUCAACGUGAUUUGGCUUAAAUGGAUUUUGUACAUCAACAUGUAUGCACCAUAAACGUGGGUUUCCUUUGGUUUGGUUUGUUGAAGCUGAACCUUCAAAUUGAGGGUCUGAUAUUUCUUUAGUUUGCUGAAGUCGUUACUUAAAUGUAGUUAAAGCUGAACCUUCAGUUUGCUGCAGUCGUUACUUUAGUUUAGUUACUUUAGUUUGCUGAAGUCGUUACUUAAAGCUGAACCUUCAAAUUGAGGGUAUAAUGGAGCCGGGUUUUUUGCAACUAUGAUAGUUAUUAUGCUUUGGUUUGCUGAAGUCGAACCUUCACAUGUUCAGCAGCCUUCCUGUGCUGUGUAUGGAUAAUAUUUAUGAGGAUUUAAACAUUUUGGUAUCCUUUUGGUUUGGUUUGUUGAAGCAGAACUUUCAAAUUGAUAGAUUGGAUAUUUUUAUAAUUUGCUUUCAUGGAUACUGAUUUUUGGAAGUGUGAUGGUUGCUUUGCUUGGCUUUACGAAAGCCGAAACUUCAGAUAUUCAGCAGCUGCCCUUUACUGUUUAUUUAUAAUAUUUCUAUGCUUGGGUUUGCUGAAGUACGAAUCCGAGGGGCGUGUUGGCAACUGCUACUACUGCAUUUCUAUGUAUGAAUGAAGGGGAAGGGAGAAAUUUGCAAGUCAUUAUGUUUUUUUGAUGCUUUUGGGAGGGUGUAUUGUAUGAAUGAAAGCUUUGUAUCUUCUUAUUUAAUGCUAUAAUAAAGUUGUGGCCUCCUUUGCCGUGGAUGUAGGUCAUUUUGACCGAACCACGUAAACAUUUGGUGUUCUUUUUCAUUUUUUUUUACUUUCUUUAAUCAAUUUUUUAAUCGAAAACUAUAUUGUUGUGUUUCAUAUCUUUGCUUCGUCGUAGUAGUAACAUGGCUGGUAAGUCUAAAGAACAUGGUUCACCGGCAAUCUGGGAAAAGGAAAUCAAAUUGUUGUUCUGCGACCUCUGUAUCAAAGAAAUUGAGCUGGGCAAUAGACCGACAACCUUUUUCAAUAAAGAAGGUUGGAAUAGUAUCAUUAAACAUUUUAAAGACUCCACCGGACGGGAGUACGACAGGCUGCAAAUGAAAAACAAAUGGGAUCAACUAAAGAAAGAUUGGAAAAUUUGGAAGGAUCUAAAGCGUGGUUCAACUGGUUUGGGUUGGGAUCCAAUAAAGCGAACCAUUGAUGCUUCGGAAGAGUGGUGGGCAGAGAGGCUCGCGGUGGUUCCAGCAGCUAAAAAGUAUAAAACAUUUGUGGGUGAUGUGCUUGGUGUGGAUUACUUUGAUGUUUAG